CCUGUUCCCCGACCCCUUGCACCCUGCUCUCCCUAGUCCCCUGGCAUCCCCAACCCCCUGUCUCCCGGAUCCCCCAGCACCCCUACUCUCCUGGUUCCUCUUAAGUCCUCUUCCCUGGAUCCCCCCGAGGUCCUUGCCCCCCCGGUUUCCCCUUCUCCUUCCCACUCUGGGGAUUCCCCCACCCCACUUCCUCCUGGGUCGGCUUCUCUCCCCCCACCCUCACCUCCUCCAUGACAAGCGCCCAGGACUAGCGAGCGGCUGAAGGAACCAUGUCCUAUGUCCCCUUUCGAGAUGUGCGAGGAGCCCCCAUGCACCGCAUGCCCUAUAUGCACUCUCCCUACGAACGCCCAGCGUGGAAUCCACGAUUCUGCAUCAUCUCUGGAAACCAGCUGCUUAUGCUAGACGAGGACGAGAUCCACCCGUUGCUGAUGAGGGAACGGCGAAGCGAACCCUGCCGGACCAAGCUGCUGCGCCGCACAGUCAGCGUCCCUGUGGAGGGGCGGCCCGAGCACGAACACCACGUGAGCCGCUCCCGGAGGAAGAGUGUCCCUGCAGGGAAGCAAUACAGCAUCAACAUGGACGCGCCCCCGGCACCCCCAUUCCGGCCCUCGCAGGGCUUCCUGAGCCGGCGUUUGAAGAGCUCCAUCAAACGGACAAAGAGCCAGCCCAAACUGGACCGGACCAGCAGCUUCCGCCAGAUCCUCCCACGGUUCCGGAGUGCCGACCAUGACAGAGCCCGCCUCAUGCAGAGCUUCAAGGAGUCGCACUCCCACGAGUCCCUGCUGAGCCCCAGCAGCGCGGCUGAGGCCCUGGAGCUCAACCUGGACGAGGACUCCGUCAUCAAACCUGUGCACAGCAGCAUCCUGGGCCAGGAGUUUUGCUUCGAGGUCACCACUGCGUCUGGCACCAAGUGCUUUGCUUGCCGCUCAGCCGCAGAGCGCGACAAGUGGAUCGAGAACCUGCAGCGAGCCGUGAAACCCAACAAGGAUAACAGCCGGCGUGUGGACAAUGUGCUGAAGCUGUGGAUCAUCGAGGCGCGGGAGCUGCCACCCAAGAAGCGCUAUUACUGUGAGCUGUGCCUGGACGACAUGCUCUAUGCCCGCACCACCAGCAAGAUGCGCACAGACAAUGUCUUCUGGGGCGAGCACUUCGAGUUCAACAACCUGCCGGCCGUGCGCACCAUCCGCCUGCAUGUCUACAAGGACACGGACAAGAAACGCAAGAAGGACAAGAGCAACUAUGUGGGCAUGGUCAGCAUCCCCAUCGCCAGCGUCACCGGGCGCCACUUCGCCGAGCAGUGGUACCCGCUCAGCCAGCCCAGCACCAGCAAGAGCAAGGCCGGCUGCCCCGCCGUGCGCGUCAAGAGCCGUUUCCAGACCAUGAGCAUCCUCCCCAUGGAGCUGUACAAGGAGUUUGCUGAGUACGUGACCAACAACUACCGCAUGCUGUGCGCUGUGCUGGAGCCGGUCCUGAGCGUCAAGAGCAAGGAGGAAGUGGCCUGUGCGCUGGUGCACAUCCUGCAGAGCACUGGCAAAGCCAAGGAUUUCCUCUCGGACAUGGCCAUGACGGAAGUGGAUCGGUUCAUGGACCGGGAGCACCUGAUAUUCCGGGAGAACACCCUGGCCACGAAAGCCAUAGAGGAGUAUCUGAAACUCAUUGGUCAGAAAUACCUCAAGGACGCCAUUGGCGAGUUCAUCCGGGCGCUCUACGAGUCAGAGGAGAACUGUGAGGUCGACCCCAUGAAAUGCUCCUCAUCCACCCUGCCUGACCACCAGGCCAACCUGCGUAUGUGUUGUGAGCUGGCGCUCUGCAAGGUCGUCAAUUCGCACUGCGUGUUCCCACGGGAGCUGAAGGAGGUGUUUGCCUCGUGGCGGCUGCGCUGCGCGGAGAGAGGCCGCGAGGACAUCGCUGACCGGCUGAUCAGUGCCUCGCUCUUCUUGCGCUUCCUGUGCCCAGCUGUCAUGUCGCCCAGCCUCUUCGGGCUCAUGCAGGAGUACCCAGACGAGCAGACGUCCCGCACGCUGACCCUCAUCGCCAAAGUCAUCCAGAACCUGGCCAACUUCAGCAAGUUCGGCAGCAAGGAGGAGUACAUGGCGUUCAUGAACGAGUUUCUGGAGCUGGAGUGGGCCAGCAUGCAGCAGUUCCUCUAUGAGAUCUCAAACCUCGACACCCUAACCAACAGCAGCAGCUUUGAGGGCUACAUCGACCUGGGCCGCGAGCUCUCCACGCUGCAUGCUUUGCUCUGGGAGGUCAUGCCCCAGCUCAGCAAGGAAGCCCUGAUCAAGCUGGGCCCCCUGCCUCGGCUGCUCAACGACAUCAGCGUCGCCCUCAGGAACCCGCACAUCCAGCGGCAGCCAAGUCACCAGGGGGAGCGGCUGCAAACCAAGCCCAUCAUCCUGCGGGGGCCAUCCUCUGACAUGCAGCCCUACAUGAUGCGUGACCUCAACAGCUCCGUCGAUCUGCAGCCCUACAUGGUGCGGGGCCUCAACAGCUCCAUGGACAUGACCCGGUUGCCUUCGCCCACCAAGGAGAAGGGCUCCAAGGACAUGUUCUUUGUGACACGCCCACCCCUGGCCCGCUCCUCGCCCGCCUACUGCACCAGCAGCUCCGACAUCACUGAGCCUGACCAGAAGAUGCUGAGCGUCAACAAGAGCGUCUCGAUGCUGGACCUGCAGGACAGCCGCAUGAACAGCGUCUCCAAUCUGCAGAGCGUGGGCGACAUGCUCAACAGCAGCCAGGCCUCCAUCACCGCCGCCAUGGGACUGCGGCCCAGCCGCCUCUCGCAGGGCAGUGGCUCCAGCAUCGCGGCUGGCCUGCGGCUCAGCCACAUGGGGGUCACCACUGAUGGGGCUGCAGCCCAGCAGCUUAGGGUGCCCCUCUCCUUCCAGAACCCCCUCUUCCACAUGGCCUCAGAUGGGCCCUCAGCCGCACCCUCACACCGGCCAUCUGAGGGCAACCCCGACACCUUUGCCCCCUUCCACGGCUACAGCAAAAGCGAGGAUCUGUCUGCUAGUAAGCACAUCAUCCACAGCCACAGCUACAGUGACGAGUUCACCCGCCAGGGUUCUGAGUUCACCAAGCGCCAGCUCUCGCUGCAGGAGAACCUGCAGAACAUGCUCUCCCCACCACAGAUCACCAUCGGGCCCCAGCCCCAGCGAGCCCCACCCCAGCCGCAGCCCCAGGCCCCGCUUCAGCGCGGAAAGUCCCAGCAGCUGACGGUCAGCGCUGCUCAGAAACCCCGGCCCUCCAGCGGCAACCUGCUGCAGUCACCCGAGCCCACCUAUGGGCCAGCCCGCGCCCGCCAACAGUCAGUCACCAAGGAGACGCCCUCUGCGCUCAAGCCAACCAUUACCAAGCAGCCAUCGCACACGCCUUCCACGCUGAACCCGGUCAUGCCGGCCUCUGAGCGCACCGUGGCCUGGGUUUCCAACAUGCCACACCUGUCAGCCGACAUCGAGAGCUCCCACAUCGAGCGCGAGGAGUACAAGCUGAAGGAGUACUCCAAAUCCAUGGAUGAGAGCCGGCUGGACCGGGUGAAGGAGUACGAGGAGGAGAUCCACUCAUUAAAGGAGCGGCUGCACAUGUCGAACCGCAAGCUGGAGGAGUAUGAGCGGCGCCUGAUGUCGCAGGAGGAGCAGACCAGCAAGAUCCUGAUGCAGUACCAGCAACGGCUGGAGCAGAGCGAGAAGCGGCUGCGCCAGCAGCAGGUGGAGAAGGACUCGCAGAUCAAGAGCAUCAUUGGCAGCCUGUCCCUACAGGUUGAUGCUGGUGGAGGAGGAGCUGCGCAGGGAUCACUCGGCCGCCCACGACGUCUCCGAACCCCGGAAACGCCUGCUCGACGCUCAGCUUUUCAUCAGGUAACUCUCUCUGACUCUGCUUUUGUCACGUGGAGGGAUCGGGGGGACUCUCGCCGUUCGGUAGCAGAUCAGGAGAGGCAGCUUUCCGCCGUGGGUACAACAAACCCGCGUUUGAGCGGCGCCCUGGCCCAGCCAUGGAACGGGAUCCUGCCCGCCCAGCCACCGCCUCCGCCCCCGCGACUCCAGAUCACGGAAAAUGGAGAGUUCCGCAACACCGCUGCUGAGCACUAGCCACUGCCCCCGCGAGACGCGGCCCGGGGGAUACAGGGGGCACCCCCAGCCCGCAGCUCAGCGGGAGCAGCAGAGACCCUGGCAGGGACACAGUGCCCCUCCCAAGCAAAUAAACCUGCACUGGGGGAGGCACCCCCUUUGCCCCCUCACCUUGCACCAGCGCCCCCCCCCCCGUUCCUGCCCCCGUGAACCAGCCCCCCACCCCCCUCCACCUGCACUGUCCUUGGGGACAGUUCAAUGCUUUGAACUCAACUUCAGGGUGUUUUAUAGCAGAACACAGAUGACAAUCUUACACCCCCUCCUCCCAUACACCUUCCCCUCUCCUCCCAGAGGGAGCAGGGCUGACACCCCCCCCCCAUGGACCUCUGCCUCCCCUUGGAGGAAAUUGGGACAUUAUCUCUUCCCCACUUCAUCUCAGGAGUGGUCUUAUCUUCCCCUGGCAGCCAUUUUAUGGUAUUGCCCCCUCCUUUCCUGGUGUGUGCGCAUGGGAGGGGGGAGGGAGUAAACUCACCUCCAACCUGCCCUCAGGAGCCAUGGUGGGGGGGGGGGGCAGAUAGGGGGCUGAUUUUGGUUGGCCGUGUUCCUGGAGGUUUCAUCACAUGACCUAAUCUUUAAUGAAAGUUGAGUUUAAUUCCUGGAGACAAUCCUGGGGGGUUGGCAACUGAGACUGGAGGCAACUUGAGCCAAAGCUGUCCCAAUUUCCCGGCAUGUGGGGGGUCUCUGCCUGGCUCCAGCUCCCCGGGACAGGGGCAUUCCCUAGAGGGGGUCGAGGUUUCACUAAGAGGGAAGGGGCUCCCAGCUCUUUGUCCCAGUAUUUCUCUCUCUCUCCCCUCCCUUAAUGGGAUAUGGGUCAGGGUGGAAGGCUUGUGGAGUUGCAGGUACUCUCCCUGCCCCACCCAUCACACGCUAGCUUCACCCCCAGUAAGGCAGGGCUGCCCCACACCAUUGCCCUGGCUAAGGGAGAGACUACCCCCUUUCCUGCCUGUCCAGGGUCAGUGCUGGGGUUUGCCCCUCACCUCUGCCAUUCCUACCUGGUGUCAGCACUGGGGAGUCUCCCCCCAGCUCCCACCUGGUGUCAGCACUGGGAUCCCAUCACCCUCUCCCUCUGCGCUCUCUAUACUCUGAUAAAGGGCUUUGCCUGCUCAGCCCCUCCGUGCCCCCCCCCGUGUGUCCUGCACCCACCCCAGUCUUUGGAAAUGACGAUUCUCUAGACAUUGGUCGGGUUUUUUCGGGGGGGGGGCAUUGAGGGAGGGGCUUUUUCUUUCCUUCCUUCCUUCCUGUUCUCAGACCCCCCCCAUCUCCCCAGUCUGGGGUUGGUGGGGGGGAACAACCAACAAACUAAUUAAGAAGCCAUUUCUCUGCCCACCCACGGGCGCGUGCAGGGCAGCGGGACGGGGGAGCGCCCCCCCCAACACCUGAGCACGUAGAACUGGAGGGGACUCUUGUGGCUAUUCACCGUCGUGCUAUGGUCUGAGCUGCUGGGUGAAUGUGUUCAGCGCAGUGAUUGUACUGGGUGUUUCUUUGCUGUUUCUGUGUCUCUAUUUCAGACUCUGGCGAGGACAAGACUCGCCAUUAACCAGCCCUCCUCUGCCCCCAGCCCCACCUCAGUCCGUAUUUCUUUUGUAAGGACUCUCCCCUUCCUUCCCCUCCCCCCCAACAGUGGCGACUCGGGCGGCGCCAUGAUAUUUAUACGUAUUAAUUAUUAUUAUUAUAUAAAAGUUUGUACAUAUGUGAAAUUUCCUCUCCCCCACCCGCCUCCCCCAGCUCAUCCUGGCCGUAUCGCCCUCAGGCUGGGUGCUGUAAUUACCACCGGAUUUGUACUGUACAUAGACCUCUCCGGACCUCAGUCUCUGUACAUAGCCCCCCCACCCUGGGAAGGGAGUUCAGGUCACGAGCGCCCGCCCCGAUGCCGCGUCGGGCUCCCCGGGCGUCUCUCUCUCUCUCUCUCUCUCCCCGUUUCUUUUAUGUCUGUUUUAUUUUUUCUCAUUUUUUCUGGAGUGUGUGGUGCCAACGGAGAAACGUUUAAUAAACAGCGAUUGUUCUUUUA
This is a messenger RNA of Caretta caretta (loggerhead turtle), 6135 nucleotides long. RefSeq names its product synaptic Ras GTPase activating protein 1 (gene SYNGAP1). The record is from RefSeq and is a predicted model, not a curated record. Gene Ontology annotation, biological process: negative regulation of Ras protein signal transduction; regulation of GTPase activity. Lineage: Eukaryota; Metazoa; Chordata; Testudines; Cheloniidae.